Molecule: messenger RNA, 3347 nt
Organism: Caenorhabditis auriculariae
Lineage: Eukaryota; Metazoa; Nematoda; Chromadorea; Rhabditida; Rhabditidae
Source: the annotation of a GenBank genome assembly
AUGACAGGUAGAUCAUUCAAGACAGUCUUCUUUAUCUUAAUUAUUUUCGAUUUACGCAUUUUCUGCAGAACUUGAGAGCUUGCGCAAAGAAAAAGGGGCGCAGAGGGGAUUAGCUGAUUAAAGUUGUUGGAAAAUGGGUUUUGAGAUAAUUUUUCAUUUCCUUGUCUAAGCAGGAUCGUAAUUCAAAAAGUCCAGGAGAGGGGUGAUUUUACACAAAUUUCGGGAAAUAUGCUAUUAAUAUUAAUUUUAAUCGCAGGGAGUUGACCAAAAUGAACAAAGGCGUGAUUUCAAGAGGUAGACCUGUCUUUGAUGGGGGGCUUUAGAAGUGGUCUGCUCAUGUAUAACCGAUAAGUAUUCUGCUUUCUUGAACUUAAGUCUGUUACAGAUUGAAAAAAAACUGUUUUCAGAACUAGAACUAAAAAUCGACAAGGAGUCCAACAGAACGGCCUACGUGAUAGACGACGCCAACUACCUCCCGCUGAUAAUUGGAGGCUUCAUGAUCGCCCGAUACGCAACCUUGGCGACGACGAUGAUGCCGUCAAUCAUUCUGGAGCGCACUUUGGCGACCAAGUUCAUCUCAAACUACGAAAACGUGCCCAGGAAGUGGAUUUCCUGCGUCGGCCUUAUCUUGGCCAACGUCUUCGCUACUAUUGUCACUGUCGUUAUCAUUUUCGGAUUCGUCGAUGUCGUUUUUCCCAUACUUUUCGCUUCGACUUGCGCUCUUCUUCUAGUUGGGGUUCGUGGUUUGAUAUAGGCUCGUUUUAUUCAAAAGAAUUGAUAGGAGACAAUCGGAGAAUUUUUUUGGCUAGACAGGAACUUGGAAAAAUGUUUUUCAGGGGAGCUGAGGUAACAGACCCUGAACCAAAAUACUCGGUUUUCAUACUUUUCUUCAGAACGCCAGGCUUCUAGAAGGGUUAGGGAGAUAUAGCCCCUAUAAGAAAUAGUGACCCCUAUAGGGCUAAAGGCUUGGUGGUACCUAUAUAAAACAGUGACCUCUCUAGGGACCACCGAGCCUUUACCCUAUAGGGGUCACUUUUUUAUCUCAUAUAGGGGCUAUUUUUUUUUCCUAACCCUCCUAGAAGCCUGGCGUUCUCAAGAAAAGUAGGAAAACCGAAUUCGAAGGAAAUCUUAAGCCAUUAUAGGGUUUUGACGUUUUAGUGGGCACUAUAGAGGUGGUUUUAGUGACCGCUUUAGUGUUCUUUCCAAUGGGUCCUUGAGGAGCCUCUAUAGUGGCCACUAAAAGUUUUUCUAGUAUUUUUACAAGUUUCCAAGCGUGAAAAAAAAAGUGACAUAUUCUUGAUUACUUCUCAAAAAUUUCCAGUUUCGUAAGGAUUUUUUUUUUCGUUUUUUCCUCAAUUUUUCGGUUGAAGGCUGAAUAACUUCUAAAAGGGGUUUCAGUUGUAACAAAAGGAUCUUUUUUUGUUUUGUUGAAAACCUUAAAAUGUGAAAAAUAACUUCUCAGAUGUUUGCCCGAUUAUGGCAGCAGAAUCAUCGACUCGUGAAUCACGUCAAUUUUCAACAGGAAAUUAUUAACUACUCAAUAGCGAAAAAGUAUCAACUUGAGGAAAAUCUACGGGUUCUUGAUGUGAGUCAUUAAUUUGGACAGCUGUUGAAAAAUGUUCAUUAUGAAAUUAAAUCACGAAGUUUUUAGAAUUUCAUAUGUUUUGUUGCAUCUAAUGGAGUGUGUUCCAUCGGCUAAAUUGAAGCAAAAUUUUUAAAAAUGAACUGUUCAAAUCUCCGAAAACUCCCCCACUUUCCAGGCCAUAAGAUACACGAUAAUAUUCGUGGGUGGUACAUUAUUAUUUCUCUUUAUUUUGUACGCUUUAUCUCUAACAAACCUAUUUUCCCCUACAUUCUGCGCAGUAUUUCAUCUACUCAUAGAAUUUGCGAUCUAUUCGUGAGUUUGUGACUGAUUUCUCACUCAAAAAUUGGAAAAAUGGAAAUGGAAAAAUUGAAAAAAAUUGAAAAAAAGAAUUCUCGUAUUUGGCUUGAGGUCAAUUAAUUAUUUUUUUAUAACCUUCCAUUUUUUUCAAAACUUUUUCUUUCUAUUCAAAAAUUCGAUUUUUCUUAAAAAAAUUCUUAAGAUUUCAAUAUUAUAGGAAAAUAUAAGAUCUUAAAUUAGGGUAAAGAUUAAGCUGAAGAUCAAUAAAUGAGCGGUCACUGAGAAAAAAGAGAAGCUUAAAGUACGUCUUUUCAGAAUUUUUUUAGUGAACUCAUUUUGAAGUCAUGAGGAGUGUAGGAUGAGUUCCUUUCUUGCCUAUGCAUAUUUAAUUUCGAAAUAAAAAGAAAGAUUAAAAAAAGAAAAAUUCCAUGAAGACCUCGAGAGAGUAUAAAAAAAGAGGCUUCUGAAAAAAACAUCUCUAGGCUUUUUGUUGGGCAUUUCAUUCUAAAGAAACGAAGAAUUUUUUUGAAAAAAAUGGGUCCAAGUUAAUUUUGGAGAAAGAACGGCAAAGAAUCAUAACGAAAAUUUCUUUUUUUCAUUAAAAAAAUGAAAAAAAUCCAGCUUCUUGCCCUUUUUAGUGAGCUUUUUGGGCAACUUCAAAAUAAUCAAAUAAAAAUAAAAGAAUGUAUUGGACUGGACUGGAUAACAAAACAGAGAAAGUUGCUAAAUUUAAUCAAGUAGAACUUCAAGUUGAGCACUUUCAAAAGCAGAGGCAGAGUAAAAAUGAAAUAAAAAAAAGAAAAGAGUUUUGAAAAAGGUUCUGAAAAUAAUUUCUAACGCCUUUUCGCUGUAGAGAGCUUCCACUCAAAAAGGUUAAAUGAUAUUUGAAAGAAAGAGGUCAAUGAUAUUUAUGAUUUUCAAAAAAUGAAUGAAAACUCGAAAAGGUCAUUAUUCUUAAAAAGGUGACAAAAAAAGACCUUUUUUAUUUUUUUUUUAAUGAGCAUUUGGAAGCUUUUCAUUUUUUCUUCAAGUAAUUCGGUUCAUAUUCCGUCGAUUUCAGUUCAAUUUUACCGGACCUUAUCCCUUACAGUACCGUCCAAAAUAUGCGAAACUUAAACUUUCAUCUCAACUUUUUUUGUCUCAUGUUCAAUUACUUUCAAAACUCGUAGGGUUGUUGUGAAUGGCGUUUUCAAUAUUUGAAUAAAAUUUCAGCUAUUUUCGGAAACUCUAUGAAGUUUUAUGGACUUCUCGAAGAACCAAUCCAAAUUUCUUCAGAAAUCCCCUUCUCUGCGUGCCCAUUGUGAUAUACCUGACUCCAAGGUGGCGACAAACGUACCGGAAUUUCUUCCUGAAGCCGUUCGGAUCGGCAAAAGAAUCGCCGCAUCUGAUCCCAUCGGCCGUCUGGUUCAUCGACGCCAAACAGCAAUCCGACGUCUAUUUCCGAGAUUUGCAGAAAAUGUGGUGA